AUGUCGUCUUUCUUUACGGGCCCUGGGGUCCAAAGCAAACGGAAGAGACAAACUUCAGCAGCAGACGGUCCAAAAAAGAGAUUAGCAACAUCUUCCAACUCGAUCCCCGUGCAAAAGUCGGCCGGCAAGGCAACCAGAAGGCCAGGCAACCCCGCGCCGAAGAAACAGAGAGUCGAGCGUGACGAGUCAAUAUCAGGCAGCGGCUCGGACGAUGACGACCUUCCUGAGGACGAGGACGAAUUCAAUGGAGUCGACUGUGACACCUCGGGGUCAGAGGCUGAGGGAGAGACAGCGGCGGAGCGGCGAUUGAGAUUGGCCGAGCGGUACCUUGACAAUGUGAAGGGCGAAGUGCAGGACGAGUACGGCUUCGACGCCGAAGAAAUCGACCGUGACCUUAUCGCCGAGCGAAUGCAAGAAGAUGUCGCCGAGACAAAGGGCAAGGUCUACAGGCAACUUGCCGGCGAGCUGCUAUUCGAGCAAGCAUCACACACGAUUUUCAGGUGGAACUCGCAGAACGUGAACUCGAUAGCCACGUGUGCUCCAUACGCCUAUACGGUCUCCAAAGACAUGUACCUGGUGAAGUGGAAGCUCCAGGACCUGCCGCAAUGCCAGUGGCCGCAGACAACAAAAAAGAAGCCCAAGAAACCACCUGCGCCGCCCAAGAAGAAACCACAGCGGGUGGCAUCGAGUCGAGGCGACACCAGGAAAGCGAAAGACAAGAAUUACCAGGGCCACACCGGUCCGAUACUGAAGGUCGCAGCAUCACAGGACGGGAAAUUUGUGGUGACAGCUGGCGCGGACAGGAGGAUGGUGGUCCACGAUGCCGAGACGUUGAAGCCCAUAAGAGCAUUCACUCAACAUCGUGACGCUGUCACGGGCCUAGCCUUCCGCCGGGGCACGAAUCAGCUGUACUCGAGCUCCAAGGAUCGGACCGUCAAGGUAUGGUCACUCAACGAGCUCGCCUACGUCGAAACACUGUUCGGCCACCAGGACCACGUCGUGGACAUCGAUGCACUUGCUCAAGAGCGCUGCGUGAGUGUAGGAGCGCGAGAUAGGACUGCACGACUGUGGAAGGUUGUUGAGGAGACACAACUGGUCUUCCGCGGCGGCGGUUCUGGUAUCUCCGAGAAGAAGAAGGACAUAAUGCCGAACAACAACGUCGACCCCAAUUCCAAUGCUCACGAAGGAAGCAUGGACCGGAUUGCCAUGAUCGACGAUGACAUGUUCGUCACGGGCAGCGACAACGGUUCUAUAGCUCUGUGGAGCUUGCAGAAGAAGAAACCUGUAUUCGUCCUGCCCCAUGCCCAUGGUAUCGAGCCAGCACUGGCACCAGAGAAGUCAUCGGGCGAGAUAGAUCCCGACCCUGCGGUGGUGCCCCCUCCUCAGCCGCGGUGGAUCACAGCUCUGAGGACAAUACCAUACUCAGAUAUCAUCCUGUCAGGCAGCUGGGACGGGUACGUCCGCGUUUGGAAGCUGAGCGAAGACAAGAAGCGGCUCGAGCGCGUGGGCGUCCUCGGCGCCACGUCCGACGAGGACGGCAACGUUCUGUCGCACAAUCCACAGUACCAGUUCCCUCAGCAGGCACUCACGAACGGCAACGCAGAUGAGCCCAAAGUCAACGGCAACUCAUCAUCGCAGGAGGUCGCACGGAAAGAAAAGGACAAAUCGGCCUCGCCCACCCCGGACUCUGCCCUCGGCCUCGUCAAGGGCGUCAUCAACGACAUCUCCACCUUUGAGCGCGGAGACCGCGGCAGGGACGGGCUGUGCGUCGUCAUCGCGCUGGGCAAGGAGCACCGCCUCGGCCGGUGGAAGAAGCUGCAGGGAGCUCGGAAUGGCGCCAUGGUGUUCGAGGUGCCCAGGGUGCGGAAGGAGGUCGUCCAGACCAAUGGUGUUGAUCAUGCGUCCGACGAGGACUCGGCGUCAUAA
Diaporthe citri is the source of this 1926-nucleotide messenger RNA. RefSeq lists its product as uncharacterized. Bases 1 to 1926 code for a protein of 641 amino acids. Gene Ontology annotation, molecular function: protein binding; snoRNA binding. The record is from RefSeq and is a predicted model, not a curated record. NCBI's taxonomy places the organism in Eukaryota, Fungi, Ascomycota, Sordariomycetes, Diaporthales, Diaporthaceae. The transcript has a single exon. Gene Ontology annotation, cellular component: small-subunit processome.